AUGUGAGUUUUUGGUAGUUUCACUUCUCUCUAGUGUUUCCAUUAUUCUUUUCUCAGUGGGUUGUGUCUCUAUGAGAGUUUUGCUACGGACUGAUAGCGCAUCUAGGAUGGCAAGUUUGGCGGUGAUUCUCGGUGGCAGUGGGGCAGUGGCUUGGAAUGGAGAAGGAGCAAAGGGUGGCUAUAGCAGAUGUCGGGCGAUGGUUGAUGAUAGAUGCGGUUUGUCUGGGAAGAAGGCGGUGGGCGGUGGGCGGUGGCUGCUGAUGGGUGCGAGUUGAGCAACACCAUGGAGAAGUACUGUGUAUUUUUCAUCAAAAAACCCUCAUUUGUGAGGUAGUAAUUGGCAAAUCUUGAGAAUCCUGAAUAGAAGUUUUAAGUAUUA
Rubroshorea leprosula is the source of this 378-nucleotide messenger RNA. Lineage: Eukaryota; Viridiplantae; Streptophyta; Magnoliopsida; Malvales; Dipterocarpaceae. The record is from the annotation of a GenBank genome assembly.